GCCUUCAGAAACACGAGAAGAGUCGCUUUCACAGGAGCAAGUACCAACAUGCCCGGAUUAUGGGACUUCCAAGUAGAUUGUAACAAUAUAUAAAAGUCGGAAAUUGAUCUUUAGCCAUCGAGGAGUCUGGCGGCAAUGCGGCGACGAUGCGUUAGAAUCAGGAACGGGUUCUUUAGAGGGACCAUUUUCAGCAGAAACCUUUAAAGUUGAGCGAAACGAAAUAAAUGAAGGCGUUUUAUACUGUAUUUAGUGGGCGCACAGCGGUUAAGCGCGUUUGCGUGCAAUGUUCGGUCGUUAACGCUACGCGAAAACAGCAGCGAACGCUUCGCCGAUUCCAAUAACGAUUGCUUUUGGUUUCACACCAACCUUCAUUCAGAAUGAACCAGUGUAAAGUCAUGAAGGACGGCUGUCUGGAGAAGAGGAGUAAUGGAGUGCUGCAGCUGUGGAAGAAGAAGCGGUGCGUUCUGUCAGAGGACGGGCUCCGUCUGUACGACUGUAAAGGCGAGAGCGGUAAAGAGAUGCUCUUCGAGCAGAUGACCACGCUGGACUGCGUGGAGUAUAAACGGGGUCUGGUGUACUUCACCAUCGUGAUGAACGGCGGGAAGGAGAUUGACUUCAGGUGCCAGCAGGAGGGCACGGCGUGGAACGCGGAGAUCGCGCUCGCGCUGGUGCGCUUCAAAAACCGCGUCGCCGUUCAGUCCGGCAGGAACCGACAUCUGUCACAUGCGGGCAGCUGCGGGGAGGGAGACGUCGAGCUCUGAGGAUUUCUCAACCUAGACACAGGAUCGGAUCCAAAAGAGAGAGAAACUGUGGACAAGAACGUGAAGGCAGGAGCCCAAUGUUAAGAAAACACCUGAUGAAAAAUGCAGAGAACUUUAAAACUCACAUAUAUCUUUUCUUUUGUGCUUCCACCGUUUUUCAAAGUGACACCUCUUGGCGUGCUCGCACACACAGCGGAUGGAUUUGUGCAUGUGGGUGUUAGGCCAAGGAUGUUUUGUACACAGUGGAGUUUUCCCAUGCACUUUUAGUUCAGAAAUCAACAGCAACAGAGACCCAAUGGAUUGCUCUUCACCAUAAUUCAAUGCUAUGUUCACAACCCCAGAGUGGAUUUUGGCAUGGACAUUACACUUUUAAGAGACACAUUUACCUCAUGCUAAAUGGAGGACUUACGCUCAGUAUUAUAAGUGAAAGCAUGAUGCUGCUUUAGGAGACGUUAACCAUAGAUGAAGUAUGACUCACAGCUGCACUGUUUAACAUUUCAGAAGUAUUUGAACAGUGAAUCUGGAUUCAUUCACUUGUAAAGGUUUUCAAACGCACACCAAGCACGGCAGGAAGACCAGACUGCUGUUCCUUGGAAUGUAUCCCGACUGGACGGAAAACUUGAUGGAUGUGUUUUUGUUUUAUUUUUCCAUUGGGCAAUGCUAUUAUUACUACAAUUUUCUCCAUAUUCUGCCGAGCGGUUGCCAAAGUUAGAAAAUAAUAGUCUGCAUUGUGAUGGUUAAAAAAGAUUAUAGAGGAAAUGCAUUCUGCACAAAGCUCAUUAUGUCAUUAGGUACACAUUGUCCAAAUAAAAAGAAUGAUUUUGUGGCUUUGUAAGACAUAUCGGUGUGAAUCUCUCUUAAUUAGUUUCUCGAGGCCUGAGGCAACAGCUGGAUUUUUACUGCUAAUUAGAAGCAGUGUUUUAGCUCUCAGUCGCGUUCUCGAAUCUCAACCUCAAGUGUCUCUGCAGCACAUGCCCGGACAAUGGCCUCACUGACUAAUAAUGUCCCGCCUUGCCUUCUUUCCCCAGCUGUCAGUUUCACAGCAAGGCCAUCAAAGAAGUUGUCAAACAGGGCUUUUUCGUCAGGAUGAAUAUGUUUUGCUAUUGCGCAGUAAUCUGUGGAAGUUAAGUGCUGCACUGCUGCUUUAACAAACUGAGGCGUGAAGGGAAGUGUAGUAUUAAUCUGAAACAUGCCAUAACCGGUUUGUUAUCUUAAUAAAUAUCAACCUUGUAAUGACAGACCGUGAAAGAUCCGUUCAAAGUCACUGAGAAUCUGAUGAAAUCAUCACAUGUCAGAUCUGAUUAUGAAGAGCAGGGAAAAACAAUGUUAAAUGCAAACUAUAAUAUACAACUAAUUACUCGGAAUGGUUAUAUUAGUUCAGUCUGAAGCAUAAAGAACAUCGAUAAAUCACUACAGGUAAAGU
Messenger RNA from Sinocyclocheilus grahami, 2184 nucleotides. RefSeq names its product pleckstrin homology-like domain family A member 3. Gene Ontology annotation, biological process: positive regulation of apoptotic process. Lineage: Eukaryota; Metazoa; Chordata; Actinopteri; Cypriniformes; Cyprinidae. The transcript has 2 exons. The record is from RefSeq and is a predicted model, not a curated record. Gene Ontology annotation, molecular function: phosphatidylinositol phosphate binding. The coding region runs from base 378 to 761 and encodes 127 amino acids.